AACAUAACUAACAGCAUUAAAGAAAAAUGAGUGGCUAAAUAAUAUUUUUAAGUUUAAGAUGAAUGCUAAAAUAAGUACAAAAUGUUUUUUAAAAUUAACUUUGCAACCGUUUUCGCUGGCGGGAGUAAUUCGUCAUUGUGGCACGAAGCAUUUAAAGUCGGUAUCCAAUCUCAGGAAUUAUACAAACACAAAGUUUAGUACACAUGAUAGCAUUUCUUCAAUACAACUGAAAAAGCGGCCUAUUCGCAAAAAAAAGACCUUGGAAGACGAAACUGUACCAGGCGUAUAUAAUGUAGUGGCUUUCUCUACUGCAGAAGAAUAUAAUUUAGAGGAUCUUAUUUGUGGUUUAAAGAAACAAGGCUUGUAUGUUCCAAAUUCUGUGCCAAAUGAUACUGAUGUGGUACACGCUACAGCUAAAUAUAAGGUAGAAAAAGAGCCGCGAGACUUAUUUUUCUUUAGAGAAGGUAGCAUCAUCUUGUGGAAUGUUACAGACCUUGAGACUAGUAAUAUUUUAAAUUUUCUGAGACGAUAUGAAGAAGAUAGUUACUCUGAACAAAUGGUGCAGUCCGAGAGAGAAAUAAUGAACUAUGUUUACCAUGAUAGUAAAGAAAAGUCAAGUUGUGUAGACAAGGAGGGCAAUUUUGUGCUAAAUCCUUCAUUAAAUAACCUGAUCCUGACGAAGUACACUUUUUCAAAUGCCAUGUUGCUCUCAGUAAAGUUAGGAAUUUGGGAGGCGUCUCUUGAGAAAUAUAUUGAAACUAUUCAAGACGUGACUGAGGAUCUGAAGCGUGGUCAAAAAAUUAGGAUGACGCGGCAGGAAGUACUUAGAAAACAUGGGGAAUUGUUUGCUUUGAGACAUUACUUAAAUUUGAGCUCCGAUGUGUUGGACACUCCAGAUUUUUAUUGGGAAAAUGAAGAACUUGAAGUUUUAUACAAUCAAGUGUGCUCUUACUUUGGUAUUAGCAAGCGUACUAAGGUUAUGAAUGAAAAAAUCAACCACUGUGUUGCUCUCAUUGAACUUUUAUCUUCUCACCUAAGUGAUAAACACCAUAUCCGCCUAGAGUGGAUGAUUAUCAUUUUAAUUAUGGUGGAGGUUGUGUUUGAAGUUAUUCAUUAUAUCGACAGGUAUUAUCAUGAGUAGAGAUGUUUUGGUUAGUUUACUGGGACAGUUUUCUCCUAUGUCCUUUAUAAACUGUGAUACGAAAUAAAGCGGACAAUUGUUAUUAUGUGCACCUCAAAAUAUUUUGUAAAAUAAAUUUCUUAGUUUA
Molecule: messenger RNA, 1268 nt
Organism: Cylas formicarius (sweet potato weevil)
Lineage: Eukaryota; Metazoa; Arthropoda; Insecta; Coleoptera; Brentidae
Product: required for meiotic nuclear division protein 1 homolog
Exons: 5
Coding region: 59-1141 (360 amino acids)
Biological process (GO): positive regulation of mitochondrial translation
Source: RefSeq, a predicted model, not a curated record